Messenger RNA from Amblyraja radiata (thorny skate), 2396 nucleotides. RefSeq names its product chromosome 19 C12orf56 homolog (gene c19h12orf56). The transcript has 13 exons. The record is from RefSeq and is a predicted model, not a curated record. The coding region runs from base 159 to 2081 and encodes 640 amino acids. Lineage: Eukaryota; Metazoa; Chordata; Chondrichthyes; Rajiformes; Rajidae.
CAGAGGGAGGGUAUCCCUGGCCGCGCUGGGCCACUGGAUACAAGUGAGAGUAACAAGCGGGGGGAGUCCCUGCCUCAACUCCCCAUGACAGCUCGCAGUUGCAAACUGCAGCUACUCUAGUCCAACAUAUAUUGUUUCCCCCCCUCUUCCUCCUGUAUAUGGCGAGAAACGAGCUGGACAUACUCCACUCCAAGCGGCACGACAAGCUCGAUUUCUUCCUAAAAAGGCACUUGGACGAGAGCGUCUUCAACAAGAUCCGAAUGUACGAAGCGUGCAUUGUAGUGACGGGGAGAAGGCACAAGAAGACGUUCGACUUCGUCGUCCUCACCGACGAGUGUAUCUACUUGACUCAGAACCCACCCAAGACCAUCCACGAGGCGUUGCAUCUCAGCGAUGUUGUUGCAAUCGAGUUGGUUGACGACUACCCUGACUUUCUGAGCGGCCACGACCGUGAAUCAGCACAACACGUCCGUAUCGUUUAUGUCUCACGGACACACAAGAAACGACACAAACCACACGCGGGCAGCAAUAAAUAUAUUGCCACUCAUGACGGGGGCAGGAGGAAAUUCGGCACCCUCGGCCGCGAGGAAGCUAGCACAAACCAGGAAGCCCUCAGCAGCCCAGAAACACACAAGCUCAUACAGAACAAGCAUCCCAGGGAAUUCGCUCUCAGGAAGAGCGAGGAUUUUGCCAGGCAACGUGACCCUGGACCAACCCGUGCCGACUCCUGCCCGACCCCCGAGCUGAAGAAUCUGAAGCUGUGCGAGAAAGACAACCAUGUUGCCUGGCGCACAAAUGCCCGCCCGCUGCCUGAGCCUCCAAAGGAAAGUCCAGGCCCUACCUUGGCAUCGAGAGUGCCAACGUACAAGCAAGAACCAGUGCAACAGCACCCGGUCAAUCCUUACCCAUGCCACAGGAACACCAGGGAGCAGCGCUCAGAUAGAUGGGACUCCAGCACGGAGGUGGACAAGAGGACAAGCAGCCAGCUGAAGGAACAGGAACUGGAACUUCACCUCUACAUCAUCUCCAUGUCCUCCUUAAUAUUUCUCCAUUUAAAAAGUGCGUGGAACAAUUUUAUGAUUCGGUCGACACUAAGGCAGGAUCCAGACUACGCACAGGAAAGUGCACCUGCAUCCCCCGCUCGGGGUGCCAAGGGACACAGUUCAGAGGGAAUCAAUAAACUCUUCAAUCAACUGAGCUCUGAAUUGCUUCAUGGAAGCAGUGCGUUGGACAGGACCUGUUCACUGGUGAAGGAGCUCAAAACUGCUGCACUUCGCAACUUCACCAUCAAAAAGCUCUUCUGGAAAUCGAACGACCUGUAUCCGUUUCUGAUUGGAAAACUUCAGGAACACUUGCCGAGAUUGGAGGAUCCAACAACCCAACGUGACAGGAGGAAAACCAUCAAUGAUCUACAAUUUUGUAGGUUGAUCGUGGAGACGUUGGGCGUGAUGUUCAGGGAGACUGAAACGGAGCCAAGUCGCCUGCCCCUUCUCACUGCCAAGCGGGGCAUCUUGGUCGUCAGCCUACUGAAGAUUUUAAUAAGUGGGCCGCAUGUACUGAAGACACCUUGUACGGUUGGUGACGGGGUGUCGGUGGAGCGUGUGGUCCCAGCUGUUCCUCCCAGCGAGGAGCUACAGAACCUGUUACUGGAGUACAGUGAUGCUGUGAUAUCAGCUCUGUAUGAAAUAUUCCUCAUAACGCAUCAGGGAAACUGGGGCUCCGGCUCACGGAACCUGAUGACUGUCGGAUGGUUGAUGAUGGCUUUGCAGAAACUUCCAGCCAUGUUCCUGUUCAUCGACCACAUGGUGAAACACAUCAUUAAGACAGUCCUGCCUCCCAUUCAUCUCAUGAGCCCCACAGAGGCAUUGCGUCUUUUCCAACAACUCUACAUCCUCAACACCUGCAUUCAGUAUGGCAGUGGUCUGGCAGAGCACAUCAGGAAUAAAUACAGCGAGGAGUUCAGGUAUUACAUCCAGAUUGCCACAGUGGAAGCAAUGCUCCCGGCCCAUUACGCUGUCACCCAACCUGCAAUGAGGCUGCUCCUUCAAGUGCUCAGUUGCAUCCUCCAGAAGCCGGUGUGACCACCCUUGUAUCCAGGAGGGUGAGACUGACGAUGAUCACGGGUACCAGGAGCUAACGAAGCAGCCUUCAGUGUCACAGCAGCUUUAUUCAGAUACAUACCUACCUGCUGUAGAUCGCUACUUAAUUUUCCUUGAUUUAAAAUGACAUACCAAUAAGACUUUGAAAUCCCAUCUGUUCACAGGAGGGCUUCAGUAAACAUUGAAUUAGAUAAAAAAUAGUUAAAGUUAAAAAAUAACAGCUCUGUUAUUUUCUUGUUUAAGAAGGAACGGCAGAUGCUGAAAAAUCGAAGGUAGACAAAAAUGCUGGAGAAACUC